ACCGCGUAAUCAUCAAUGAAGAGAGAUUGAGUUGAGAUUGGUUGAGGUUAUGACAAACAUCUAUAUACUACAUUAUACACAUUGAAUUGAGCAAUAUAAUCAAAUAAUAAAUACUAAUCAUAAUAACCAUGGAAUCAAGAAAAAAAAGGAACGAAAAACGAAAACGCCAAUACUCUUCUUCAGACUCUUCCGUAAGUUCUCCCCGAUCAAAUAAUAAAACAUGUGUAGAAUUUCAAAGAACGACUUGUUCAAGUCCACGAAAAUCUCCAAGUGCCUAUGACGAGUUUGACGUGGCCAGUCGUACAUUUGAUCCCAAUCACCCCCGAAGCCCUCGACAAGAACCUUUGGAUAGAGAUGAAGGGGAAUUAUCUCGACACAGUGAUGAUGAUCCUCCACCAGAGAUGCACAGCGAUCGCUCCAGGAGAGUUAAAAAGUCGUCACGAAAUCAUCGAGACCGAAGGCGUUCGAGGAGUACAAGUAGAAGUAGAAAUAGAGAGAGACAGAGAGAGAUAAGAGAUAGAAGGGAUGAUAUGUCGUCACGUCGGAGAACUCCGGAAUUGCCAGGUCGUAGGUACUGGGAGCAUUCACCAAGACGUCCAGCGGAUGACUCCAACGAAGAGGAGCAUAUUGUCGGAGAUCGUUUCUACGGUGGAGCUCCCAAGAGCCGCAAAGAUCGAGACAAGGAGAACGUCUCUGAAAACAAGACUUACCGGCUAUCAGGAGGUUCCUAUCAGGAACCUCAUCAUCAUCAUAACUCCAAGAAUCCUAUUAAAAGUAAAAACAAAGAGAAAUCACCGGAAAAGGAGAAGGAGACGCCUGGCAUGAUAAAACCCAGUGAAAAGCGAACAGUUGAUCUUCUGACAUCGAAAACAGGAGGAGCCUACAUUCCCCCAGCUAAACUGCGACUCAUGCAGGCUGAAAUAACUGAUAAGAGUGGAGCUGCUUAUCAGAGGAUCGCCUGGGAGGCUCUGAAAAAAUCUAUUCACGGUCACAUAAAUAAGGUCAACACCAGUAACAUUGGACUCAUCACAAGAGAAUUAUUCAGGGAGAAUAUUAUCAGGGGUAGGGGUCUACUAGCUAGAUCGAUUAUCCAAGCACAAGCAGCAUCCCCAACGUUUACUCCAGUCUAUGCAGCUCUAACAGCAGUCAUCAAUUCGAAAUUUCCUCAUAUUGGAGAAUUACUCUUGAAAAGAUUAGUUAAUCAAUUCAAGAGAGGGUUUAAGAGGAAUGAUAAGCCCCUAUGUAUUUCCUCAGGUACCUUUAUGGCACACCUCGUCAAUCAAUGUGUAGCCCAUGAAAUUCUUGUUCUUCAGCUGCUGACGAUGCUGGUAGAAACACCAACUGAUGACUCAAUAGAAGUUGCUAUUGCUGUUCUCAAGGAAUGUGGAAUGAAGCUCACAGAGUUAUCCAAGAGAGGGGUCGAGGGUGUUUUUGCAGCCCUGAGAAAUACUCUUCAUGAAGGACAACUUGAUAAAAGGGUACAGUAUAUGAUUGAGGUAAUGUUCCAGGUGAGAAAAGACGGCUUCAAGGAUCAUGAGGCUGUUCCCAGUGAGUUGGAUUUAGUCGAAGAAGACGACCAAUACACUCAUUUAAUGACUCUAGAUGAGCCAGUGGACUCUGAGGAUAUUCUCAAUGUUUUCAAAUUUGAUCCUGAAUAUGUUAAUAGUGAGGAGAAGUACAAAUCAAUUAGGAAGGAGAUUUUAGAUGACGAUAGUGAUGAUGAGGAUGAUGAGGAGGAGGACGAGGAGGAGAACGAUGAAGAUGAUUCAGUAGAUAAUAGUGAUGAGGAGGCCGAUGAGGAGGGGUUGGAGGCGUCGGCGUCGACGGCGGCGGCGGCUGAGGCGGGGAGAGAAAGGAAAGAGGGAAUCAUUGUAGAUAAUACUGAGACAAAUUUAACGGCUUUGAGGAGAACUAUUUACUUAACCAUUCAGUCUUCACUCGACUUUGAAGAGUGUGCACACAAACUGAUGAAGAUGCAGUUGAAGCCUGGACAAGAGAUUGAACUGUGUCACAUGUUUUUGGACUGUUGCGCAGAGAUGAGGACAUAUGAAAAGUUCUAUGGGCUAUUAUCCGGAAGAUUCUGCGCAAUUAAUAAAAUUUAUAUCAUACAGUUUGAGCAGAUCUUCAAGGAUUCUUACGACACGAUCCAUCGGUUGGAUAUGAAUAAAUUGAGAAAUGUUGCCAAGUUCUUCGCGCAUUUGUUGUUCACGGACUCUAUAUCCUGGGGGGUUUUGAGUUGUAUCAAGUUGAAUGAAGAUGAUACCACUAGUUCUGGGAGGGUUUUCAUUAAGAUUCUAUUCCAAGAACUUGCCGAAUACAUGGGACUCACCAAAUUGAAUGCAAGGGUAAAGGAUGUCACCCUGCAGGAAGCUUUCGAGGGACUCUUUCCUAGAGAGAAUCCCAGGGAUACUAGAUUUGCCAUCAACUUCUUUACAUCAAUUGGAUUGGGUGGGCUGACUGAUGAUUUAAGGGAACAUUUGAAGAAUCGACCUAAACCUGUGGCACCACCAGUUUUCCUCAAGGGGGAGGGAGCUUCCUCCUCCUCUUCGGAAGAGGAGUCGAGCUCUUCUGAUAGUUCGAGUUCUUCAUCUGAUAGUUCGGACUCUUCCUCUACGUCAUCAACUUCAUCGUCGUCAUCAUCAUCUUCUGAAGAGGACAAAAGGAAGAAGAAAAGAGUGAUGAGAAAAGAACGGCAAGAGAAGCAGAGAAAUAAGUAUAAAAAUGAAAAGGAGCAGAAGAGAGACGAAAAAAGACAGAAGAAGAAGAAAGCUCGAAAAUAAUGCAAUUUAAUGUGUGAAAACAUGAAUAACUUUAUAAUUAUAUGAAAAUAAAAUAAUUGAAUUAAACUAUUAAUAUUUUCUUA
This is a messenger RNA of Diachasma alloeum, 2863 nucleotides long. RefSeq names its product pre-mRNA-splicing factor CWC22 homolog (gene ncm). The transcript is spliced from 2 exons. The record is from RefSeq and is a predicted model, not a curated record. Gene Ontology annotation, molecular function: protein binding; RNA binding. Bases 129 to 2780 code for a protein of 883 amino acids. NCBI's taxonomy places the organism in Eukaryota, Metazoa, Arthropoda, Insecta, Hymenoptera, Braconidae. Gene Ontology annotation, cellular component: catalytic step 2 spliceosome. Gene Ontology annotation, biological process: mRNA splicing, via spliceosome.